Molecule: messenger RNA, 5271 nt
Organism: Larimichthys crocea (large yellow croaker)
Lineage: Eukaryota; Metazoa; Chordata; Actinopteri; Sciaenidae
Product: vitellogenin-1-like
Biological process (GO): cellular response to estrogen stimulus; response to estradiol; lipid transport
Molecular function (GO): lipid carrier activity
Source: RefSeq, marked provisional
GACUGCAGAGAUUCACAACUCCAUCAGCCAUGAGAGCAGUUGUGCUUGCCCUGACUCUGGCCCUUGUGGCUGGAAAUCCUCAUAGCCUUGUUCCUGAGUUUGCUGCCGGUAAGACCUAUGUGUACAAGUAUGAAGCAUUGCUCCUGUCCGGUCUUCCGGAGGAUGGUUUGGCAAAAGCCGGUCUCAAAAUCAGCAGCAAAGUUCUCAUCAGUGCUGCGGCCCAGAAUGUAUUCAUGAUGAAGGUUGUGGAACCUGAGAUCUUAGAGGUCAGUGGUGUCUGGCCUAAGGAUCCUUUAACCCCAGCAACCAAGCUGACCUCAGCCAUCGCAGCUCAGUUCAUGACUCCCAUCAAGUUUGAGUAUGCCAAUGGUGUUGUCGGAAAAAUGUUCGCCCCUGAGGGAAUCUCAACACUGGUCCUUAACGUCUACAGAGGUGUCCUGAAUAUUCUUCAGCUCAACAUCAAGAAGACACAGAAUGUCUACGACUUGCAGGAGGCCGGAGUCCAGGGUGUGUGCAAGACCUUCUAUGCCAUCUCCGAAGACGAAAAGGCUGAACGCAUCCUUUUGACAAAGACCAGAGAUCUGGACCACUGUCAGGAGAGGAUCAUGAAGGACUGGGGGUUGGCAUACACUGAGCAUUGUGUAGAGUGCCAGCAGGGCUCAAAGAAUCUGAGAGGAGCCGCAUCAUACAGCUACAUCUUAAAGGAAAUUACUAGCGGAAUCCUGAUCCUGGAGGCAUCAGUCAAUGAGUUGAUCCAGUUCUCACCUUUCAGUGAGAUGAAUGGAGCUGUCCAGAUGAAUACCAAGCAAACCUUGGUCUUCCUUGAGACUCAAAGAGCCCCAAUUGUGCCUAUUGAAGCUCAGUAUCUUCAUCGUGGAUCUCUACAGUAUGAAUUUUCCACUGAGCUUCUUCAGACACCCAUUCAGCUCUUCAAGAUCAACAAUGUACAGGCACAGAUUGUGGAGGUUUUGAAUCACCUGGUUGCCCACAAUGUGGAAAGAGUCCAUGACGAUGCCCCUGUGAAGUUUUUGGAACUCAUUCAGCUCCUCCGUGCAGCCCGCUUUGAAGACCUGGAAAAGAUCUGGAACCAAUUCAGAACCAGAGCUACCUACAGACAGUGGAUCUUGGACACCGUCCCUGCCAUUGGAACUCCUGUUACUCUGAGAUUCAUCAAAGAGAAGUUCCUGGCAGAUGAUCUGACUGUUGCUGAAGCAGCUCAGGCUUUGAUUGCAUCUGUUCACAUGGUGACAGCAAGCACUGAGGCCAUCCAGCUGGUUGAGGCCCUCUCAGUCCACAGAAAAAUAGUGGAACAUCCAGUCCUGCGUCAGAUUGUCCUCCUUGGCUAUGGUACCAUGAUUUCAAAAUACUGCAUUGAUGUUGCUGUCUGCCCCGCAGAGUUCGUAAAGCCCAUCCAUGACCUCCUUGCAGAGGCUGUUGCUAGAGGUGAAACCGAGGAAAUCAUUCUGCUCGUGAAGGUUUUGGGUAACGCUGGCCAUCCUAAUAGCAUUAAGCCAAUCACAAAGUUCUUGCCCAUACAUGGCACUGCAGCUGCAUCUCUUCCCAUGAUAAUCCAUGCUGAUGCCAUCAUGGCUUUAAGGAACAUUGCAAAGAAGGAGCCCAGAAUGAUUCAGGAUUUGGCUCUGCAGCUCUAUAUGGACAAGGCUCUUCACCCAGAGCUUCGUAUGCUUGCAUGCAUCUUGCUGUUUGAGACAAGGCCUGCAAUGGGUUUGGUCACAACAGUUGCUAACAUUGUGAAGACAGAGGAGAAUCUGCAGGUAGCAAGCUUCACUUACUCUCAUAUGAAGUCCCUGACCAGGAGCACCGCUGCUAUCAAUGCCGCACUUGCUGCAUCUUGCAACAUCGCUGUCAAAAUGUUGAGCCCUAAGCUGAACAGACUGAGCUUACGUUUCAGCAAAGCCAUCCAAAUGGACAUCUAUAACAGUCCCCUAAUGCUUGGUGCUGCUGCCAGCGCUUUCUACAUCAAUGAUGCUGCCACGAUUCUGCCCAGAUCUAUUGUGGCUAAGACCAACGCAUAUCUUGCUGGAGCUGCUGCUGAUGUUCUGGAGGUCGGAGUGAGAACCGAGGGACUCCAGGAGGCUUUACUGAAAAACCCUGCACUUCGUGACAAUGUUGACAGGAUCACCAAGAUGAAGCGUGUCAUCAAGGCUCUCUCUGAGUUGAGGUCUCUGCCAGCCAUGACACCUCUGGCCUCUGUCUAUGUCAAAUUCUUUGGAAAAGAAAUUGCUUUUGCCAACAUUGACAAGGCCAUGAUUGAUCAGGCCAUUGCGCUAGCCACCAGUCCCUCUGUUCAGGCACAAGGUUGGAACGCCAUCAAGGCUCUGUUGUCUGGCGUUUCCUUCCAAAUUGCGAAGCCUCUGCUGGUCACUGAGGUUAGGCGUAUCCUGCCUACUGCUGUUGGUCUUCCAAUGGAGCUCAGUAUGUACACUGCUGCUGUGGCCGCUGCAGCCGUUCAAGUCAAGGCAGCCACAUCACCAGCUCUGCCAGAAAACUUCCAUCUUGCUCACCUUCUGAAGACAGAAAUCCAGCUUGAGACUGAGAUUAAACCAAGCAUUGCUGUGAACACAUUUGCUGUGAUGGGGGUCAACACUGCCAUACUCCAGGCUGCCAUGAUUUCAAGAGCUAGACUCAACUCCAUUGUGCCUGCCAAAAUCAUUGCAAGUCUUGACAUCAAGGAGGGCCACUUUAAGUUAGAAGUUCUGCCUGUUUCUGUGCCUGAAGAGGUUGCAGCUGUGUAUGUUGAGACUCUUGCUGUGACAAGAAAUAUUGAGGACCUUGCUUCUGCAAAAAUGACUCCCAUCAUCCCUGCCAAAGUCUUGCAGGCCGUCUCAAGGGAGACGCUCACAUCUAAGAUUUUCUCAUCUGCCGCUGAUAGUUUGGCAUCCUCAGAGAUCAUUCAGCACGAUGUUGCAGAUGCCAAGCCCAUUAUAAAACACAAAGUUCAGUUUGAUAAGAAGUUCUGUGCUAAAGCUGUUGCCAUUGGACUGAAGGGAUGUUUGAAGGUCGCCACUGACAAUGCUGGUUUUAUCAGGGACGUUGUCCUGUACAAACUGGCUGGAAGCCACUCUAUUGCUCUUUCUUUGAAACCAAUUGAAGGGGAAGUCAUUGAGAGACUAGUGAUGGAGGUUCAAGUUGGACCAAAGGCUGCAGAGAAGCUCCUUAAACAAAUCAAUCUGAGCGAAGAAAUCACUGAGGGAAGACCAGUCUUGAUGAAGCUAAAGAAAAUCCUGGCUCCUGGUCUGUGGAAUACCACCUCCUCCUCAAGCUCCAGUAGCUCUCGCUCAAGCGUGAGUUCUAGUUCUUCUUCCAGAUCCACAACUCGUGUCAAAGCCGUCAAUCCAGCUGAUCCAACCAGAAGACUUCACAGCAGCAGCAGCAGCAGCAGCAGCCGCAUCGCCAGCCGCAGCAGCAGCCGCAGCAGCAUCCGCAGCAGCAGCAGCAGCCGCAGCAGCAGCAGCAGCAGCAGCCGCAGCAGCAGCAGCAGCAGCCGCAGCAGCAGCAGCAGCAGCAGCAGCAGCAGACGUAGCUCCUCCAGAUCUGUGAGCACAUCUUCCAGGACCAGCUCUGCAUCUAGCCUUGCAUCGCUCUUCAGUGCUAGCUCAAGUUCUUCUCGCUCCAGCGCUCGUAUCUCAAAGCAAGUGAUUCAUCGCCACAAGUUCCAGAAGAACCACAAGAAGCAGGGUCGCACCUCUCUAGUCACCUCAGCAGCACUUUCCAAGAGCAGAAGCAGCGCCUCAAGCUUUGAAGCCAUCCGAAGACAGAACAAAUUCCUUGGCAAUGAACUAGCUCCUGCCUUUGCAGUUAUCUUCCGUGCUGUCAGAGCUGAUGGGAAGGUGAUGGGAUACCAACUGGCAACCUACUUAGACAAACCUAACACUAGACUUCAGAUUAUUCUGGCUGCCUUGGCAGCUGAUGACAACUGGAAGUUCUGUGCUGAUGGAGCUAUGCUUAGCAUGCACAAAGUCACAGCUAAAAUCGGAUGGGGAAUUGAAUGCAAGCAGUAUGAAACCGCAAUCACAGCCGAAACUGGUCUUGUUGGUCCAGACCCUGCAGCUCGCCUCAGAGUGGCCUGGGAAAGACUGCCUUCUGCUCUUAUACGCAAUGCAAAGAGGGUGUAUGACUUGAUUCCUGCUUACAUGCUGAGUGGCUUGAUUAAAGGAAAGGAAGCCAGCAGUGCCAAGCAGUUCUCAUUAACAGUGGUUGCCACAUCUGACAAGACCGUUGACUUCAUUUGUAAAACACCAUCACAUAUUGUCUAUAAGAUGGCUGUCCAUCUUCCCAUCGCUCUGCCACUUGAUGAAAUCAAAGGUCUCACUCCCUUCGAUGAACUUGCAGAUAAAAUCCAUUACUUGUUUGCCAAGGCUGGGGCAGUACAAUGUAGCUUCAACGGAAACACACUGACCACAUUCAACAACAGAAGAUACAAGAACGAGAUGCCAUUGUCUUGCUACCAAGUUCUGGCACAGGAUUGCACUGAUGAGCUGAAAUUCAUGGUUCUCCUGAAGAAGGAUCACAUUGAGCAGAACCAUAUCAAUGUGAAAAUUGCUGACAUUGAUAUUGACCUGUACCCAAAGAACACUGCUGUGAUCGUGAAGGUCAAUGGAAUGGAAAUACCCAUCACCAAUCUGCCAUACCAGCAUCCCACAGCUAAAAUCCUGAUCAGACCAAAGGGUGAAGGUAUCGCUGUAAAUGCUCCAAGCCAUGGUCUUCAUGAAGUGUACUUUGACAAGAACUCAUGGACGGUUCAAGUUGUGGACUGGAUGAAGGGACAGACCUGUGGACUCUGUGGUAAGGCUGAUGGGGAAGUCAGACAGGAGUACCGCACACCCAACGGACGCGUGACCAAGAAUGCUGUCAGUCAGGCUCAUUCCUGGGUUCUGCCAGCCGAGAGCUGCAGGGACUCCACUGAGUGCCGUAUGAAGCUGGAAUCUGUGAAGUUGGAGAGGCAGGUAAACAUCCAUGGCCAGGACUCCAAAUGCUAUUCUGUUGAACCUGUGCUGCGUUGCCUGCCUGGCUGCUUCCCUGUGAAGACCACCACCAUCACUGUUGGCUUCCACUGUGUGCCUGUUGCAUCUGCUCUGAAUCGCCCCGAGAGUUUGAGCAGCAUCUACAACCACAGCGUGGACCUGAAGGAAACAGCAGAAGCCCACCUAGCCUGCAGCUGCAAUGCUCAGUGUGCUUAAGAACAUGUUGUCUUGUCAAUCACUUACAUCAUGUGUAUGUAUGUAAAUUUAAAUAAAUGAAAUAAAUAAA